AUGUGUGGUAGCCCCAAUCCAAUCCCUGCAAGGCUCUUCCUAUACAUCGUCUUUUGCCAGCUGAGUUUGGCAGGCGAGAGGAGUCAUCAGGAUCGGAAUGAGAAUCUGAAUCGGCAUCAGGACCAGCACCAGUUGACAGGCCAGACACCAAAGGGGCAAAGUUUGCUUGGGUCGUUAGCUGCUCAAAACAAUCCUCCUUAUAGCUUUGUAAUCUGCGUACGAAGCAGUUGGGACCCGUCGCCGCAGGCUCCGCCCUCCCAGCUCUCCACCAUACCACUCCCUUUUUUCGUCAAAGAGGCAGAACACCCCAAGGAAAUAGGAAGAAUUGCUAGAGGAAGAUAUGAAGCAAUGGGUAUGGUAAAGGAUAUGGACACCCAUUUUUCAGCCCACAUUCGUAUCCUUGCAUUUGCAUGCAUCCUGGUCGCGACAUGUGCGAGGCAGUGAAGGAAGAGGAAACGGAAUAGCCAUCUUCCAAUCUCCUUACAAGAGGUACAUCAGCUUUAUAUAGGAGGCUUUCACAUCCUAGCG
Drosophila eugracilis is the source of this 528-nucleotide messenger RNA. RefSeq lists its product as uncharacterized. The coding region runs from base 1 to 444 and encodes 147 amino acids. Lineage: Eukaryota; Metazoa; Arthropoda; Insecta; Diptera; Drosophilidae. The transcript has 4 exons. The record is from RefSeq and is a predicted model, not a curated record.